GAUGCUUCAGAAAAGAAUUGAUUUUUGUUUUCAUUGGAGGGUGUUGAAGCAAAUUCCGAAAUUUUUCUAACUUUAAGCAAAAAUGGGCAGACUUGUUGUUGAUAAGGUUUGUUCAGAUGAGAACGUUCACGAUGGAAUGGUUACAAGUGUUUCUUAUCACAAUGGAUAUCUUUACAGUGCAGCUAAUGAUGGAAAAAUUAAAAUCUUCGAUUCAGAUUUAAAUUUCAUUCGUGAUGUAUCGGUUCAUGAAGCAUUCGUUUAUGCAAUUGUGGUCGACCAAAAUGGAAAGUUAUACACUUCGAGGGGAUAACACUGGUAAUGUCUCAGCAUAUGAGAAUGGACAUUUAAAAUAUACGAUCACUGUUCCUGAUGCUGUCAAAUGUGUGUUUGUUGAGAAAGAAAUUCUUUACAUUUUCACACCAACUGAACUUUCGAUCUACGAAGUGACCGAUGUUGGAAAGAAUGUCAAAAAGUUUAACAUCCCUGCAAAACCUCCAAUAACAUUGUUUGGUGAGAAGGUCAACGGAAGAUAUAAAUAUGCUGCUUUGUUAGCUCCAAGUGGACAAGAAAUUAUUGUCCUCAAGAAUUCUGUAGAAGACAAUUUCGAAACAUUAACGAUUAAUGACGAGUUUCACGAGUUGACAAUCACUGCAAUUGAAGGUGCUGAUGAAUAUUUGUUUUCUGCUGAUUACACAGGAAAAGUUGUUUUAUCACAAGUUGAAGGAAAUGAGCUGAAGGAAUUUGUCAAUGGAAGCACAGGUUCUGGAUGUUGUAACUGCCUUGCACCUAUGGACGAUAAAAAUGUUUUCGUUGGAUGUACUGGUGGAGAGAUUAUGAAAGUUGCCUUUAACAGUGGAGAUAAACGUGAAUUCAAAUGGAUCAGAUAUUAAUUACAAUUAUAGUCAUUUAAAACAUCUUCAAUACAUAAAACUAUCCACAUUAUUUCUAUAAUUAAUAAAUAUUUACAUAAAUCAAUUUCGUAUUGAAAUGUUCUGUUUCUUGUUUUGUGCUUUUCGAUUUGAAGAUGCUUUGUUUUAACUCUACUACACUACAGUAACACUUUUAGUUUCUAUUUAUUUAUGUACUCUAAAUUGUGGUCUGUAAAAUGUUUGCGUUGUGAAAUAAACAAAUAUAAAAAUCGAUCACUUCUUUACUC
This is a messenger RNA of Clunio marinus, 1156 nucleotides long. Lineage: Eukaryota; Metazoa; Arthropoda; Insecta; Diptera; Chironomidae. The record is from the annotation of a GenBank genome assembly.